AAGGCCGAGGAUGGCAGAGUCCGGGUCCCUGCCCACCGGCUUCAGGGAGCUGGAGGUGCUGGCCGUGGGGACGGUGCUGCUGGUGGAAGCUCUCGCCGGUCUCAGCCUCAAUAGCCUGACCAUCCUCUCUUUCUGCAAGACCCCGGAACUGCGGACUCCCAGCCACCUGCUGGUGCUGAGCUUGGCAGUGGCGGACAGCGGGCUCAGCCUGAAUGCUCUCGUUGCAGCCACUUCCAGCCUCCUCCGAUGUCUCCACAGGCGCUGGCCCUACGGCUCGGAAGGCUGCCAAGCCCAUGGCUUCCAGGGCUUUGUGACGGCGCUGGCCAGCAUCUGCAGCAGCGCGGCCAUCGCCUGGGGACGCUAUCACCACUACUGCACCCGCAGCCGACUGGCGUGGAACACGGCCGUCUUCUUGGUGUUCUUCGUGUGGCUGUCUUCUACCUUCUGGGCGGCCCUGCCCCUCUUGGGCUGGGGCCACUAUGACUAUGAGCCGCUGGGGACGUGCUGCACCCUGGACUAUUCCAAGGGGGACAGGAACUUCACCAGCUUCCUCCUCACCAUGGCCUUUUUCAACCUCCUCCUGCCCCUCCUCAUCACACUCACAUCCUACCGGCUCAUGGAGCAGAAGCUCGGGAAGACCGGCCAGCUCCAGGUGAACACCACGCUGCCAGCCAGGACCCUGCUGCUCUGCUGGGGCCCCUAUGCCCUCCUGUAUCUGUAUGCGACCGUCGCAGAUGCCACCUCCAUCUCCCCCAAGCUUCGGAUGGUACCGGCCCUCGUCGCCAAGACGGUGCCCACGAUCAACGCCGUCAACUACGCCCUCGGCAGUGAGAUGCUCCACAGAGGGAUCUGGCAGUGCCUCUCGCCCCAGAAAAGUGAGCGGGACCGAGCCCAGUGACAUCUUCCUGGGGCUGCUCAGACCCAGGCCCAUCCCUCCACCCUGGAUGGAACCCCACACCAGGAGGCUGCCCCGGGAGUCCUGCCCCGCAGCCUCCGAAGCCAAGCUCCAGACCCUCAUCACCAUCUCCAAUGGCCCUGGUGAGCCUGGCCCCAGGCUGGACACUGGAUUCAGAGAGAAACCAGGCUGCACGGAAGGAGCGGGGACGUUGGAGCAGACGCGCCUGAGUGUUGGUCCUAGACCUCCACAGAGGCUGAGAGAUCUUGGAAAGUCACUCUCUCUGACCCCCAACAUAAGGAGAGGAAUAUGGGCUGUUGUGGGUCUUGCACAAGAUAUUGUGCACUCGCCACGCACAUAGAAGCCGUUCAUUAAAACAGAGCUGUUAGGACUCGGGGUCUGACAUAGGAAGGGGUGAAAGCCCCAGGUUGGCUUGUUCAAACGCCGCUUAUUAAAUCGUGAUCUGGUGCCAGUGA
Equus caballus (horse) is the source of this 1371-nucleotide messenger RNA. NCBI's taxonomy places the organism in Eukaryota, Metazoa, Chordata, Mammalia, Perissodactyla, Equidae. The record is from RefSeq and is a predicted model, not a curated record.